AUGGCUGAAAAUCCAGAAAAUGUUAACACCCCACAUGAGGAAACUAAUCAUCGUUCUGGGAAAGAGCCCAUGGGCUCCAAAAGAUCUACCAAUCCACAGUCCAGAAAGACCACCCAUUCCAGGAGGGCUCAGCCUGAGCGUGGCCCCAGUGCACGGACCACACGUUCCCGAAGAACUCGACCCGACGUUGGUCCUAGUACGCGGACAACACGCCCGAGGAGAACUCAGCGUGGGAAUGGUCAGAACCCCAGAACGAGCGAUGAAGAACUCAAUCGUGGAGGUGCCCAAUCUGUGGGAGAAGGAGCCAAUGAAAUGGAAAACCGCCGCCUGAGACAUCGUCUGGAAGAGGCGCAACGUCGAAACGCUGAGAGACAGGAAAAGGCUCGGGAAGAACAACCCGGGGAAAAUGAGACACCCCCUGAAAAUCAGGAUGAACGGCCAGAUGGAAGACAAUCGGAAAUCGAUGAAAGAGAAAUCCCUCAUGAGAAUGAGGAAGAUCUUUGGACUCAACCAGGAGAACGGAGGUCACCUGCUAGAAAUCGCCAACGUUCAUCCCAAACCCAUAGAGCGAGGACUCGUACGGACCCUAAUGAGGGAAAUACGACAAACUACUCUUGGGAGAAAAGAACAGAGCGUGAGGAAGCAAGCGUGACUUCGAGGCAAUCGAGAACCCAUAGUCGAUCAACUCGAAGAGGAGAAAGCACUCAACAAGCUAAUGAUUGA
Messenger RNA from Cannabis sativa, 723 nucleotides. RefSeq lists its product as uncharacterized. Lineage: Eukaryota; Viridiplantae; Streptophyta; Magnoliopsida; Rosales; Cannabaceae. The transcript is spliced from 2 exons. The record is from RefSeq and is a predicted model, not a curated record. Bases 1 to 723 code for a protein of 240 amino acids.